UAACCGUCGGUGCACUUGAAGAAGACCCAAUCAUGGAUACCAAAAAUCCCGAACAGCCUGCCCCUGCUGCUCCGCAUCAUCAUGAGUGGUCCAGCUCAUUCUGGGACUGUUUCUCUCCCACUGAAACCUGUCUCGUCGGCUGGUGUGCACCAUGCUGCCUGUUCGGCAAGACCCAAUCUCGCCUCCAGGAUCCCGCUCUGAAGGAGCACAAAUACGUCAACGGCGAUUGCUGCCUCUACGCGCUCUCCAGCUACUGCGGCCUCUACUGGGUCCUGCUUAUGAUCAAACGAGGCCAACUCCGUGAGCGGUUUGGAAUCCAGGGCUCCGCGUUCCAAGAUUGCUGGCAGUCCUGCCUCUGCCCUUGCUGCACGCUGGUGCAGAACGAGAAGGAGGUUGAGGUUCGGUCGAAUAAUAUUCAGGUUGGGUAUCAGCCUCCUUCGGAAAUGGCUUAUCCCCAGUAAUGUUUGUUGCGGUCAGGGUUUGUCGGUUCAGUCAUAAUAGUGCUAAUUGUAAUAAGAGUAAUGGUAAUCCUGAUUGAGUUC
Molecule: messenger RNA, 542 nt
Organism: Aspergillus novofumigatus IBT 16806
Lineage: Eukaryota; Fungi; Ascomycota; Eurotiomycetes; Eurotiales; Aspergillaceae
Product: PLAC8 family protein
Exons: 3
Coding region: 33-461 (142 amino acids)
Source: RefSeq, a predicted model, not a curated record